This is a messenger RNA of Malurus melanocephalus (red-backed fairy wren), 2312 nucleotides long. It is a transcript of the gene TRMT5, whose product is annotated as tRNA methyltransferase 5. The coding region runs from base 66 to 1565 and encodes 499 amino acids. Gene Ontology annotation, cellular component: cytoplasm; mitochondrial matrix. NCBI's taxonomy places the organism in Eukaryota, Metazoa, Chordata, Aves, Passeriformes, Maluridae. Gene Ontology annotation, biological process: tRNA N1-guanine methylation; mitochondrial tRNA methylation. The record is from RefSeq and is a predicted model, not a curated record. The transcript has 5 exons.
ACGCCGGCCCCGCCCACUCCCGGCGCAGCGRCGAUGACGCGCGCGCCCGGCGCGCGGGGCCCGGCAUGAGGACUUUGUGGAGAUUGGGMUACUGUGCCAGACUACUGAAAACUAAUCAUUUUAGGACAGCUGCAUCAAAUACAUCAUUUCCAGCAGUUUGGAUGCUAUUGGCACAAUAUUCUGGCAGAAUACCUGGGCUYUUUGUAGUAGUUAGAAAAAAUACUUUCUUCACAAUGCCUGAAACAGUGGAGGAUAAAGCUAAUCCAGAACUGUAUUUGCCACAUCCUGGAGURCGUGGGAUGACACUGCUCAACAGAGAGGCUUUCAAAAGGACAGUGGUUGUUCCAGCUCUUAAAGUCAAGAAAGAAAUUGUGAAUAGUGUGCUGAAGUCCCUAAAACAAUCAGUACUGCAGCGUCCCGGCCUCAAGCGUGUGGUGGAGGAUCCAGAGGAUGAGGAGAAUAGAUUUGUUAUCCUGGAUCCUCAUAAAAUACCAGAAUUCUCAUUAGGAGAGUCAGAGCAACACAUCCUCAAACAGCUCAAUGUCCAUCCUGAGGUGUCCAAGUACAACCUGGAACUGACUUACGAGAAUUUCAAGUCGGAGGAGAUCCUGCGAGCUGUCCUUCCCGAAGGUCAAGAGGUCACCUCCGGAUUCAGCCGUGUUGGCCACAUAGCUCAUUUGAAUCUCAGGGAUCACCAGCUACCCUACAGACAUUUGAUUGGUCAGGUUAUAAUGGACAAGAAUCCAGGAAUCACCUGUGUGGUGAAUAAAACCAGUAUUAUUGACAGCACAUACAGGAAUUUUGAAAUGGAAGUGCUUGCCGGAGAGAACAACCUGGUAACCAAGGUCAAAGAAAAUAACAUUGCCUAUGAAUUGGACUUUUCCAAAGUCUACUGGAACCCACGCCUGUCCACAGAGCACGGCCGCAUAGUGGAGCUGCUAAAGCCCGGCGAUGUUCUGUUCGACGUCUUUGCUGGGAUCGGACCUUUCGCCAUUCCAGCAGCCAGGAGAAAGUGCCGUGUGUUUGCCAACGACCUCAACCCCGAGUCCUACACCUGGCUCCUGCACAACUGCAAGCUCAACAAAGUGGACACCAAGGUAAAAGCCUUCAACAUGGAUGGCAGGGACUUCCUGCGGGGGCCAGUGAGGGAAGAGCUCAGCAAAGAGCUCCCACUCCUGAAAGAGGAACAGAAAACCGCUUUCCACAUAGUGAUGAAUUUGCCAGCUUUGGCUGUGGAAUUUCUGGGUGCUUUCAGGCAUCUCUUGGUGGGGGAGCCCUGCAGCCCUGCUGCCCUUCCCACUGUGCACUGCUAUGGGUUCUCCAAACACACCAACCCAGCCAGAGACAUUCAGGAAAGAGCAGAAGCUUCGCUGGGAACUUCCUUGGCUGGACGCUGUUCCGCUUUCAUGGUCAGGAAUGUGGCGCCCAACAAGGAGAUGCUGUGCCUCAGUUUCCAGAUCCCAGCAGACGUGCUGUACAAGAGGCCCUGCCCUGAUGAAGCAAAACCAGCCUCAAAACGUCUGUGUACCAGUCAAGAUUCUUCUGAAGAGAAGUUACUGAGUUGAAGACCAGAGCCUUGGUGACUACCUUUGUUUAUGUAAAGGAUAUUUAGGGUGUCCCUUGAGUUACUGGGAGCAGGUCUGUGUUCCCAUCAAAUUGCAGCUUUCCUUUUCAUUGUGGGAUUGAUAAGAUUGAAAUUGUUGUUACUACAAAAAAAUUAAAAUCUUGCUCUUUUAUAAAUCAAUGUGUUUUGGUACUUCACUGCUCUCUGUUGUUCCACGCCCUGUACUAAUUCAGUGGCGUGGCCUGGGGUGAUUUUCUGCUGUGGCAUUUUGAUAAUGUGCAGUUUGUGGGGAGAACAGAUUUUUAUGUCUUGUCGGGUCUAGGAAGAUGACUUGUAUAACCCCUGCCUUGGAUUCUCCCUGACACAUGUUUUGGUUCCAGAAUAUCGGAUUAUGGUUAGCAGAUGCACAAACAACUCUUGUGUAAGCAAGGUAACCUUUCAAAAGCUUAACCUGAGAUACCAAAAGGGCCAAUAGCCCAAUAUCCUGAGGUUUUGAGUAAAAAAUUCUUUUUAACACCAUGAUUUAGUUAGGGAUCAGUUGACUGCUAACUUUGUGUUUGCCCAUGGUUAGAGCCACAAAGACUCUAAUGCCUUUUGCACAUUUGCAGACGAAGCUCACGCUUGCAUUGCAGGGCCAGGCUGAAACCAGCACCUGGAAAACAGUUCUGUCCUCAAACCGUGUCCUCCCGUGGCUUCUGUGCCUCCGCCCUCUCCCAGCUCUCCCCACCUCUGCGCCUGCUCCCCUGCU